AUGGAAUACGGUCACUCUCAUGUCGCAGGUUUACUGUACAUAGUUGACAUCCAAGUGGAUUUCACAGUUGAUUCUCAUUGCCAGAACACUUCUACAAAACGUACUGGACGUCUUUGUGAUAAUCAAAGUCUUCGUAUUCCUUAUUAUCGUCUACAUCCUGGACGUAACAGAUUUUGUUGUCAUGGCAGAGGGGUCUUUUCCCGGGAUAUGUUUACAGUUCUCUUCUUUGCUUUUGACUGCCGUUUUUUAACCCCCAUCUUAACUCCUGCUGUUCCUAUUUUAGCAGCGAUCCAGUUCCUAUAUGUUGUUACUGCAUUUCUUCGUACAGCAUUCACAGAUCCAGGAAUUAUACCACGGGCUACACGUCCUGAAGUAGAAUGGACUGAACUGUCAAUUAAUACUGGAGAUGUAUCUGUAAAUGACUCGAAUAACAAAAGUGAGCAUGAUGUAAAUGCAGUUCGAACUUAUCCACCCGGUGCCAGAACACGUCAAAUUCUAAUUGGAGAUCAUCUAGUCAAAAUUAAUUAUUGUCAUAGUUGUCGAAUUUUCCGUCCACCAAGAGCGUCACAUUGCUCUUCGUGUGAUAAUUGUGUUGAACGUUUUGAUCAUCAUUGUCCAUGGAUUGGAAAUUGCGUUGGCCAAAGAAACUAUCGUUAUUUUAUAUUGUUCAUAUAUUCCCUGAGUAUCUAUUGUCUUUAUAUUUUAGUAUUUUCAAUAGUCAAUUUAAUUUUAUUAUACGAAAAGUAUGAAGAUAUUAUAAUGGCUAUCAAGAUUUCUCCCGCUUCAUAUCCUUUUCAUGUGAUUUUUGAUAAUAAAGUGUUGAUGUUAUUAUAA
Messenger RNA from Schistosoma intercalatum, 834 nucleotides. Lineage: Eukaryota; Metazoa; Platyhelminthes; Trematoda; Strigeidida; Schistosomatidae. The record is from the annotation of a GenBank genome assembly.